This is a messenger RNA of Carcharodon carcharias (great white shark), 521 nucleotides long. RefSeq names its product urotensin 1 (gene ucn1). The transcript has a single exon. Gene Ontology annotation, cellular component: extracellular region. NCBI's taxonomy places the organism in Eukaryota, Metazoa, Chordata, Chondrichthyes, Lamniformes, Lamnidae. Gene Ontology annotation, molecular function: hormone activity. The coding region runs from base 1 to 510 and encodes 169 amino acids. The record is from RefSeq and is a predicted model, not a curated record.
AUGAUGCCAGCUCCCCUGAUCUUCCUUGCAGCCUGUUUACUACUUGCCACUCGCAUCCCCCCAGCUGUGUGUCGUGCCGCAGAUCUGAGAGUCUUCGACAUCCACGAUCCCAAUGUCAACACAGCCACUGAUGAAGAAAAUGAUUUGCCUCUUUCCUACAAUCUGCAGGAAAAGUUACUCCAGUCUUUGGGGCAAAACCCCAAGUACAUGAUGAUUCACUCUCAGCUACCUCCAGAUUACCUGCAGAUGGUGAAAGAUGUCUUUGCUAAAGAAGCCAGUCGUUUCCUCCGUGAUAUUUCCUUAAAUGCAAAAAGCCUCAUGUCCGCCCAAAAAGCUAACCAAGAUAUGAUAGCAACCUUUGCGAGACGUUCCAAGAGACCCGCUGACCCACCCAACUCCUUGGAUCUGACAUUUCACAUCUUGAGGGAAAUGAUCGAGAUUGCCAAGAAUGAGAAUCAGUGGAUGCAGGCCGACAACAAUCGUAAAAUUAUGGACACAGUUGGCAAGUGAUUUAUGUAUUU